Molecule: messenger RNA, 2451 nt
Organism: Cucurbita moschata (crookneck pumpkin)
Lineage: Eukaryota; Viridiplantae; Streptophyta; Magnoliopsida; Cucurbitales; Cucurbitaceae
Product: acetyl-coenzyme A carboxylase carboxyl transferase subunit alpha, chloroplastic-like
Exons: 11
Coding region: 220-2424 (734 amino acids)
Biological process (GO): fatty acid biosynthetic process
Cellular component (GO): acetyl-CoA carboxylase complex
Molecular function (GO): acetyl-CoA carboxylase activity; carboxyl- or carbamoyltransferase activity
Source: RefSeq, a predicted model, not a curated record
GCUUCAGCCAUAACCGAAAAGCACAGAAAUGCAUUUUCACGGCCAGUUUCAGUCUAAAAGAAAAUCGCAUUUGUUUCUCUCUGAGCUUCUUGCAGAUUCUUGAGUAAAACCCAAAUCCAUUCUUCUGAGGACAGGGUAAUAAUGAACAAUGCUUUCUAAUGGUAUUUGCAAGUGGACUCUUGGAUGUACUUGAAGUAGCAUUUUGAAUAUUCAUUGAAGAUGACAACACUAUCUUUAGCAUCCGGAAACGUUGGAAACAGAGAAUGCUGCUUGGAAUUUCCUAGUUUGUAUUUUACGGAAGGUCCUUUGGGUAGCAAACUCCUUAGAAGAGCAUAUACAAGAAGGUAUGGAUUUUGGUUGGAUGAUCCAAAAGUUCCUCGGAUUAAAAGCAGGAACAGGUUUUGUGUGACUGCAAAGGUUAAAAAGUGGAGGAAGCACGAUUAUCCUUGGCCGGAUGAUAUUGAUCCAAACAUUCAAAGUGGCCACUUGACUUAUCUGUCUUCCUUCAAGCCUCUGGCUGAGAAACCGAAGCCUGUCACACUUCCAUUUGAGAAGCCUUUGGUUGAUUUAGAGAAAAAGAUUAUUGAGGUCCGUAAUUUGGCUGAUGAAACCGGUUUAGAUUUCAGUGAUCAAAUUAGCACUCUUGAGAACAAGUACCAGAUGGCUCUUAAAGAUUUGUACGCACAUUUAACACCAAUUCAGCGAUUAUCAAUUGCACGACAUCCCAAUAGACCGACAGUUCUUGAUCAUAUAUUGAACAUCACAGAAAAGUGGGUAGAACUCCAUGGAGAUCGUGGGGGUUAUGAUGAUCCAGCAAUUGUUACUGGCAUUGGGAGCAUUGAAGGUAAAAGCUACAUGUGUAUAGGACAUCAGAAAGGUAGGAAUACCAAAGAGAACAUUGCUCGCAACUUCGCAAUGCCAACACCUCAUGGCUACCGGAAGGCUUUACGGUUGAUGAAAUAUGCCGAUCAUCAUAGUUUGCCUAUUCUUACUUUUGUUGACACUCCUGGGGCAUUUGCUGAUCUAAAAUCUGAGGAACUUGGUCAAGGUGAGGCGAUAGCCCAUAAUCUGAGGACAAUGUUUGGUCUAAAGGUGCCCAUUAUAACAGUGGUAACUGGUGAAGGUGGUUCAGGAGGGGCUCUUGCUAUUGCUUGUUCAAAUAAAAUGUUCAUGAUGGAGAAUUCUGCUUUCUAUGUUGCAAGUCCUGAAGCCUGUGCUGCAAUCUUAUGGAAAUCCUCCCAAGCAGCUCCUAAGGCUGCUGAGAAAUUGAGAAUCACAGCUCAAGAACAUUAUAGGCUUAAGAUUGCUGAUGGAGUCAUCCCUGAGCCUCUUGGUGGUGCACAUGCUGAUCCUGUAUGGGCCUCCCAACAAGUUAAGUCUGCAAUAAUCCAGGCAAUGAAGGAACUGUCAAACAUGAGUCCAGAAGAGUUGAUCCACCACAGAAUGCUAAAGUACCGACACAUAGGCGGUUUUCAAGAAGGCAUUCCCAUUGAUCCAAAGAGAAAACGCGAGAUGAUGCCAUCUCAAACCAACCUGCCAAAGCCUGGUGACAUAGACUCCGAACUUGAGGAUCUAAAGCAGAAGAUUCUAAAAGUAAAAGGCCCAUCUGAUCCAAUCACUGCUCAAGCAAUUGAGAAACUCAAACAAGAUGUUGACAAAGAGAUAACCAAUGCAUUCAUCUCCAUGGGCUUAGAACAAAAGCUUGAAUCACUCCAGCUAGAACUCUCCAAAGCUUCAAAUGGGUCAUCUAAGCAACCACUGAGCAGAAACCAGAAGGAAAAAGUAGACAAAAUCAUGCAAGAAUUCAAGCAGAAAUUAUCAAAGCCAGGUUCCUAUCUGGGUUUGAAACAGAAACUUUCAAAGCUAGACAUGGUGUACAAGCUCAUUGAGCAGAAGAAGAAAAGUGAAGAACUAAAAACAAAGAUCAACAACAAAAUCCCAUCAGAGACAAAAGCAAAACUGAGACAAUUGAAGGAAAAUUGGGACAAUAUCAUCUCCAAUGGUGCCCCAAUGGACAAAGACCUGGUGGAAGAACUCGAAAGAGUCAAGGAAGAGCUUGUCAAUGUCUUAAAGACAGCAAAUUUGAAUGUCGUUGGAGUGGUGAAGAAGACAGCAGCCACUCCACCGGCCGAGGUGAGAGAGAAGGUGCGGUGUUUGAGAGAGGAGAUCAAUAGGGAGAUUGAGAAGGGCAUAGCAAUGGCAGGACUUGGUGGGAAGAUCGAGGAGCUGCAAUCAAAAAUGGCUGCGGAUGGGUUGAAUGUGAAAGAGGUUGAGAAGGUGGAGGCUGAGAUUAAGGAGAAGAUUGUUGAAGCUUUGGAGGCAUCUGGUUUGAAAGAGAAAGUUGAGAGCCUAAGAAUGGAGCUGGCGGCGUCCAUGGCGGCUACUGCAGAAGGUAUGGUUGGUCUUGAUAAUGGCAGGCUUUAGAUAAAUGCAUAAUAUAAUGGUUUUAUA